GUGAUAGUUGAUGAAAGCAAGGCGAAAAAAAAGACGGUUUUGACAAAACAUAGGAAGCAAGACAUUCGUUGCACUUCUCUGUAGGUAUAGAGCCACAGCCAAUACAAUCCACACAUACACAAGCCAAUUUCCGUAAAUUUCAACUAAAAUUACGUUGCUCACCUUUGGUCAAAUCUUCACUCGGACACAGAAUUCAAGGAUUUCGCAUCGCACUGUCCUCUUCCCGGACGACGAAGAUGCGCAUCUGGCUCACACAGCACCCGAGUCUGAAAGUAAAAGUGACAGAUUGGUUUCCAAACAAUGAAGUCAACACACGAAUUCCGUGUGUCAUUGAGAGAGGGCUAACGUAAAUAUAUAACGCGACGAGGCUCGCGCGAGUCCAAUCGGCACUUUCCACCGCGACGAGAGAACUAAUGAAAACGACUGAACAAAAUGAGCUGGCUUGAAAUCGUGAUCUACCUUUAUUUAGCUACGAGAAGGAAAAACAACAGCUUUACAUGUCAGUUUUAGUUCGACACCCUUGAAAAACUACGUUCGGCCAUUUCCCACCUGACACUGCUGCCACUGCUUAACCGAGAAUCUUUCUAGGAAAAUACCAGGCAAACAGAUGAUCGUUUGGCACUGUGCUCGGCUUUGUUUUGAGGCUAUUAUUAGACUAAAGAUCACAACAAUAUUUAGUUUUGUGAGUCCCCAAAUGCCUGGCUGAGAGUGUAAGUAGUGUUCGAUAUUGCUUGUUUUAACACUUGUCGGAGCUUUCUAUUGUUACUUAGAACAUUUUUGCCGUAAGAUUGUUACGACUGCUCGGGGGGCUUUUUAAAUGCUUCAAUCGAUUAUUUACAUUUUGCUGCGCAGAUAAGGUAAAUCUGUGAAAAUCAAUUGGUUAUUUAGUUGUAAUAAUUAUUUAAUAUUUUUCUUUUUUUGUGGUUGUAAUAAAUGUUUAAAUGCAAAAGAAUUUUUAUCAAAUCCUUCAGUUUAUUAGUUGACGAUAAUUUUAGUUUUAUAACUAACAAGUUUUAAAACGCUAAUUAUUGUUUCCGUAAACGUGCUGAAGUAACAACAUGCCUACAAGAUAAUUAGCAAUAAUAUUGGAUAACUGCAGUCUGCAGUCUGCAAUUGUUGUCAUUGCUCAUUAACGUUUACUCGUUGUCGAUGGGCGUUGCGGGGUACCUAUAUCGGCUGUCGGCUGUCGGCUGAUGUGUGUACUGCAAAGUUGUCUACUGCAAAGCGCGUGUUUAUCAAAAAUAACGUGGAUGGGGUGAUGGCUGCGAACAGUUAGUGUUUUUCAUGAAAAAUAUUCAUUAAUUUUAAACGAUUGCUCGUAAAUACAAAAAGUGUAUACAGAUUUCAAAAGUACAUAUUAAUUUAUUCUUUGUAAAUGGGAAUUAGUACCGAGUUAAUGUGAAUCAAACAUUUUUUUAACCUCAAAAUAGUCGGGAGAGUUUUGUAAUUUUUUAUACUUUAACUGAAGUUAUUUUUUGAAAUGGAAGGUAAAAAAAAGAAAAGGAAGAAUUAUUUUUCUAAUCAAGGAAAUGAUUACAAGAGAAAACGUUUAUCGUUGGAACCUGGAAUGAGAGGUUUUCUUUGCACAUGCAAUUUUCGUGAAAAGGAGUGUGUUCGUGAAGCUUAUAAUUUAUUGGAAGAGUAUUCGGACAAAAUCUGUGCUUUAGAUGACGAACAAUCUAAUGCUCUAGAUACAGAAACAGCGGUUGAUGCCAGCAAGCAGAGUGAAGAAGUGAAAAAAGAGGAAGAAAAUGAGACUAAAUCCGAGAAAAAAGAAAUACCAAGCAAGGAACCUGAAGAGAACAAAGAACAGUCGGAGGAUAACAAAGCUGAAACAGAAACAGAGGCUCCAGAAAAAAAGGAAAUGGACAAUGAUAACGACAAUGAGGAUGAUGAAGAUGAAGAUAUUUCCACAGCUUUUAAUAAGGAGAUCAACAACUUGAAGGCAGAAGCAGGAAAACCAUUAUCUAAAAAAAAAUUCCAAGUUGUCGAUACUGGUGUAAGUAAUGUUGUGUUUAUUAAAAGUACCGUGCCAGAUCCUUUAGAACUAGUAACAGCUAUUGUCAAAGAUCUUCAUGAAACUAAGAAACAGAAAGCUAGAUAUAUGUUACGAAUGUUACCAAUUUCUAUAGUCUGUAAAGCUUAUAUCGAUGAUAUAAAAGUUAAAGCAGACCCACUUUUAGAAAGGUAUUUUGCACAAGAACCAAAAACGUUUGCUAUAGUUUUUAAUCGACACAGUAAUCAUAGUUUACAUAGGAAUGAUGUCAUAGAAGAUUUGGCUAAAAUUAUUUUAAAGAAAAAUCCAGCUAACAAAGCUAACUUAAAAAAUCCGGAUAUUGCAGUUGUAGUUGAAGUUAUAAGAGCAGUUUGCCUUAUUUCUAUUGCUCCAGAAUAUUUUACAUAUAAAAAGUACAAUCUUCUAGAAAUAUGUAACCAAAAGUAGUGCAUUUUACUUGAUCAAAAUAAAUUUAUCUUAUUAUUUUAAAUAAAAAAGGGAAAAAAUUAAAAGUGAGUUUAUAAAAACUUAUAUGUUUAUUAAAAAGUAAAAACUUGCAAAAUAGAGUCUUAAAAACUACAAUAAAUAUUUUUUAACACAUGUUUUGCAUUCUUCAUCAUUAAUAUUUAAGCAAACUUGUCUAAUUCUAUAGUAAAAUAUAAUUGAAAAUAUAUAAAAGUAGUAAUGAAUCCAUUAAUCACUAAAGCUUGUCAUAAAGUCCAUCAGUAUUUGGACCUUGUAAUGUGCAAUAUCCACACACAAACUCUUGAAUAUAAUUUGGAUAAAAUAGAAGCACUUGUUCUUUUGACCAAUGAACAAAAAGCAAAA
Messenger RNA from Nasonia vitripennis (jewel wasp), 2824 nucleotides. Its product is annotated as THUMP domain-containing protein 1 homolog. Bases 1481 to 2443 code for a protein of 320 amino acids. Gene Ontology annotation, biological process: tRNA modification. The record is from RefSeq and is a predicted model, not a curated record. Lineage: Eukaryota; Metazoa; Arthropoda; Insecta; Hymenoptera; Pteromalidae. Gene Ontology annotation, molecular function: RNA binding. The transcript has 4 exons.